This is a messenger RNA of Cydia strobilella, 1188 nucleotides long. RefSeq lists its product as uncharacterized. Gene Ontology annotation, molecular function: chitin binding. The record is from RefSeq and is a predicted model, not a curated record. The transcript is spliced from 4 exons. Lineage: Eukaryota; Metazoa; Arthropoda; Insecta; Lepidoptera; Tortricidae. Gene Ontology annotation, cellular component: extracellular region. Bases 68 to 613 code for a protein of 181 amino acids.
CGCGCGCGUCAACCAGUCUCUCUGCGGCCGUUGUGCAAAUAAGUGUUAAGAUUUACUCGUAGGCAAAAUGUGCGGGGAAAUGGGCAAGGCGGUUCUGCGGGCGCUGACCGGCGCGCUGCUCUGUGGGCUCGUGUCGGACGCUGCAUAUUUGCAGAGUUACGAGCAGUACCCUAUCCGUUAUGAGCAAGCUGUAUACCGCAAGCCCCUUCGCGAACACGAGAAGCCGCAAGACUUGCGCAACGUGCCGGGAAUCCCCGGCGUGGACUACCCUAUCUACCAUGCAGUUCCUGAGACUGGCUUCUCUUGUGCUCAUGUGCCUGUACACCCUGGAAUGUACGCAAAUGUAGAGACUGGAUGUCAGGCGUACCACGUGUGCCACGACGGGCGAGAAGGCCACCAAGGAGCGUCUUUCCUUUGCACUAACGGUACCCUGUUCGACCAGGAGAAGUUCGCCUGCGACUGGUGGUACAACGUCGACUGUGGCCAGGCUAUAGCACAUUACAAAUUAAAUGCAGACCCUCGUAAAAACCCUUACGUACCAAAACCAAAACAUGAAGACGAAUUAGAACACGAAGGACCUCACGGCAUUCCCUAUAAAAGGAUUUAUCAUUAAAUUUAUACUGUCAUUUACAUUCCUAUUACAUCGUUCUACAUUUUGGAAUCCUCAAAAAAAUGUUACGGAUGAAUUAAACUCCUUAAUGAUAGUAUAUCUUGUGCAAAAUAUUAUUGUACCUGUAAUCAUUUUCAUGUUCUUAUCCUAGGCUUAUCCCUAUUAGGUAAUAAAGGUGCUCAUAAAGGAGUUCAAUGUUUGACGAAUUGGCUCACACACUAGUUUUUAACAAAAAUAUUGUUAUCUGACUGCAAAAUUAAUACUACCUACUAUUACUACUGCUAGUACUAUUGUCAUUAAUUGUAUCAAAAAUGUUUUAUCAUAAUGUCAUUGUAAGAUUAGUAGUUAAGUAGUAAGUUUAGGAUUUUAAGAUUAUCAUUCUCAUGGUUAUUUAUUUGCUUUGCCUUUUGAAUUGUGAUUACAAUUAUGUCUAAAUAGGAAAUAUAAAUCACUUUUCUUAAUAAAUCUAUGCCUUAACCUUAUCUUUUAAUCUACUCUGUCUUAAUGGUUGUUGAUUUCGGAAAACUUUAUUUUUGUAUCGUAUUUUACAGAUGGAAAUAAAAGGCGUUUCCAGUUUA